AUGUCCGCCCAACGCAUCCUCUUCCUUACCCACUCCGAGCAGGGCCAAAGCAACAUCCACCUCGCGACCGCCCUCGAGACCUACUCGCGCGCGCUCCCGAGCGUGGAAGUGCACCUCGCCUCCUUCGCCGAGCUGCGCCCCCGCUUCGAGAAGAUGAGCGCGCUCGUCGCUGGCGGGGAUAAGCCACCCACGUUCCACACUAUCGAAGGGUUAACGCAGUUCGCCGGCAUUGACCGCGUCGGGACCAUGCGCCACAAGCCCGCGCUCGAGUUCUGGCCCAAGUUCGCGAAUAUCAUGGUACCCUGGACGAAGGAGGAGUACAUCACCAUCCUGGACAGUAUCCUCGCCACCAUCUCACGCGUCGACCCGCACCUAAUCCUCACCGACGUCAUGUUCGGCCAAGCCAUCGAUGCCUGCGCCCUCCUCCACCGCCCCUACCACGUCCUCUCCCCCCUCCUCGCCUCCAUGGUCUGCCUCCAAAACCAGCCCUUCCUCCGCCUCCUCCUCACCUACCCCCUCCCCGGCACCGGCCUCCCCUACCCUCUCUCCCUAAAGGACAAGCUCGCCAACCUCGUCCACACCGCCUCCAUGGCCUACCACAGCCUCCGCAGCACGCAGAUCAGGGCCAUGGACGAGGCGCGCAGGGCGCGCGGCGUCCCGGGCGCCUUCCAGGGCCUCAACUGCAUGCAUGUCUCUCCGGAACGCGCGUACAUCACGCCCGGGGCGCCCGCCGCGGACCUCCCCUUCGCCGCGCCGCCCACGCUCCACCUCUGCGGGCCCAUCUGCAACGACUUCGUCCCCCUGCGCGCCAGCGACGCCGACCUGGCCGCCUGGCUCGACCAGGCGCCGACCCUCCUCAUGAUCAUGGGCACCCACUUCGCCUACGACCCGCCCCUCGCGCGGCGCGUGCUCGCCGGGCUGCUCGGCGGCGUCGACGCCCGCGCCCAGAUCCUCUGGAAGGUGCCCAACCUGCCCGCGCUCGGCGGCGUGUUCGACGCGCUGCUCACGACGGCGCGCGACAAGGCGCGCGUGCGCGCCGCGCCCUGGUUCGACGCCGAGCCCGCGGUGAUUGUCGCGCACGCGAACGUCGUCGGCUACGUGCACCACGGCGGCGCGAACUCGUACUACGAGUGCGCGCGCGCGGGCAAGCCGCACGUCGUGCUCCCGCAGUGGGCGGACACGUACUACAACGCGGUGGCGGCGGAGUACGCGGGCAUUGGCGUGUACGGGAACAAGACGUGCGCGCCGGACAUCGAUGCGACGGAGCUGAGCGUCGCGGUGAAGCGUAUCACGUCGGGCGAGGAAGGUGCUUGCUUCAAGAAGAGGGCUGAAGAGGUCGGCAUCAAGUGUCGCGAGGCGGGCGGACGCAAGCGCGCUGCCGACAUCGUCCUGAACCUUCUCAAGCCUGAGCCAGAAUCCACUUGA
Messenger RNA from Schizophyllum commune H4-8, 1425 nucleotides. Its product is annotated as glycosyltransferase family 1 protein. The transcript has 2 exons. The record is from RefSeq and is a predicted model, not a curated record. The coding region runs from base 1 to 1425 and encodes 474 amino acids. Gene Ontology annotation, molecular function: UDP-glycosyltransferase activity. Lineage: Eukaryota; Fungi; Basidiomycota; Agaricomycetes; Agaricales; Schizophyllaceae.